GAAGAACUCAAGAAGGGUUAGGAACUGACUCUUUAGCAACUGACAGUCUGCUCUGGGAACCACUGAGGACCAUGGGGAAGCGAGAUAACAGGGUGGCCUAUAUGAAUCCCAUAGCAAUGGCCAGAUGGAGGGGUCCAUCUCAACCUGUAGGCCCAACAAUACAAGAUUAUCUGAAUCGACCAAGACCCACCUGGGAAGAAGUGAAGAAAAAAAUAGAAAGUAAAAAGAAAGGCUCCAAGGCAUUAGCAGAAUAUGAACAAAAAAUGAAUGAGAGUUGGAGGAAAGAACUAGAACAAAGAAGACUGAAAGCAUUAAGUAGAAAUAAGGGUCCAUCCAAAAGAAGAGAAAGAAAGAAAAAGAAAAAGAAGAAAUGCUGUGAGUCUUCUUCUUCACCAAUCUCUGAAUCUUCAAGCAGUUCUUUAGAUUCUGAGGUCGAGAAAAAGAAACGAGGAAAGAAGAGAAAGAAGAAGAAGAAGAAACACUCACACAAAUCAUCAGAAAGCUCUACAUAUGAAUCUGAAUCAGAGAGCAGGGAAUGUGGAAAAAAGAAAACGAAGUCAAAGGAUGAAACAGAGAAAGAAAAGUAUAUUAGAAGUGCCAGCAAAAAAAGAAAGAAGACUUACCCUGAGGAGAAAUCUGUAUCCUCAGAGUCCUCAUCAGAAUCGGACUAUGAAGAGGAGGUACAAGCCAAAAAGAAGCGAAGGCAUGAAGAGGAAGAAAAAACAUUUGAAAAAGCAAGGAAGAAGAAGAAACAUAGUAAGAAACACAGUAAGAAGAAGAAAAAGAAGUCAAGUCACAAGUGA
Messenger RNA from Phyllostomus discolor (pale spear-nosed bat), 803 nucleotides. It is a transcript of the gene FAM133A, whose product is annotated as family with sequence similarity 133 member A. Bases 72 to 803 code for a protein of 243 amino acids. Lineage: Eukaryota; Metazoa; Chordata; Mammalia; Chiroptera; Phyllostomidae. The transcript has a single exon. The record is from RefSeq and is a predicted model, not a curated record.